Leptidea sinapis is the source of this 1881-nucleotide messenger RNA. RefSeq lists its product as uncharacterized. The transcript has 5 exons. The record is from RefSeq and is a predicted model, not a curated record. Bases 565 to 933 code for a protein of 122 amino acids. Lineage: Eukaryota; Metazoa; Arthropoda; Insecta; Lepidoptera; Pieridae.
GCUGCUUUGGUAUGCAUGAGCAUUCACCACCUCCCUCCCGUCGUUAUCCCGGAGGGUAGCCUUCCCUUGCUUGGGCGCAAAAAAAAAAAAAAAAGAAGGAGUCAUAAGUUUUCAAUAACUGCUGAAGUGAGCGCGGGAUGUCUUCAGCAUUCUUAUAAAUAUCCAAGAGGCAGUCUAUGAAUGUAAAUGUUUGAAGAUUAUAUUGGGGACAGUCAAAGAAAAUGUGAUCAAGAGUUUGGAUGGAUAAAUUACAGAAUUGACAAGUUGGAGGAUCUAAAACACCGAUCCUAAAUAAAUGAGCACCACUACGAGAAUGUCCCAGACGUAACCGACAAAUUGUGGAGUAAAAUUUUCUGUGGACAUUUAAGGAUAGAAGAAUGGAUGAUAAUUGUUCUAAAUCAACAUUAUUAAAUGCUCCUACAACAUCCAAAAAAACACCAGCCCAUAUCUUAUUGCCAAUCUGGGCACUAUGGAUGUCAAGACAUAAAUGCUGUACACUCUCACAAGCAGAACGACCACAUCGAAAUCAAAAUUGAUUAUUAGGAAAUAGGUGAUGUUGGUAAGAUGACGUCACUACGAGUAUGUUUGAUCACAUUUCUGAUCUCGAUGGCCGCAACCCUGGCCAUGCCCGACAGACUCGUUACAGAAGAAUACAUAGCAGUCGAUCCAAAAGAUGUUUAUAACCAAGUCCCACAGAAGCGAGCAGCGCUGGUGUUAGACCGGCUGCUCGUAGCGUUGCAGAAGGCUUUGCGGGAAGACUCCCGCGGCGCACCGUCACAGCGUUACGACGCCGACAGAGAUGGACCUAGAACGGCGCCGCUACGGUUGGCUAGUUACGACGCUAAUGAUCUGAGUGGACUUCAACGGCGCGGGCACACUGCGAGUCGGGGCCGCGUGUUAAGAUGUUAUUUCAACGCGGUUACGUGUUUCUAAUACGCAAAUAAUAACCACUAUUAAAAAAUCUUAAAAUAUUUACAUUACAUAAGGCAUAUAGCUUUUACGAUGAAUCUACAUAAAAUUUUUAUACCACUAUUUCUUUUAUCAAUAGAUAUGCUAUUUUAUAUAUUUCAUCUUUCACAUUUAGUCAAAAAUCUUUAAAAGCUAUUUAAAUAGAGAGAAAGGUAAUCGUAAUUCAAAGCAUAUCUUGUGUAUGGAUUAAAUAAAAAUGCUACUACUUCCUAUAUUAUUAUCAUUAAGCACUUAAUUAAAUUAUUGAAAUUAUCCCUGCUUGCUAAAGAUUGUUGAUAAGUUCAAAUAUUUAGGUCACAUCAUUUCGAAUGACUUAAGAGAUGACUAUGACAAAGAGCGGGAGCGUAGAGCGCUGUCAGUGAGGAGUAAUAUGCUCGCCCGCAGGUUUGCACGAAGCACAAAUAAUGUUAGUGUUAUUAUUCAAAGCAUUCUGCCAGUCUUUUUACUCGAGCGACUUGUGGGUGUAGUAUUCGCGAGGGGCUUAUAGCGUUCUACGUGUCACAUAUAAUAACGCGUUUAGGAGGCUGUUGGGGCUACCGUGGCGUUGCAGUGCUUCUGGAAUGUUUGCUGAUGAAUCUGUGGAUGGUUUCCAUGCCAUAAUGCGCAAAAAAGCGGUCUCCAUGUUGCAGCGUCUACGUGUAAGCAGUAACAGCAUCCUAAAGAUGAUUGCUGCCAGAGCUGGCUGUUCCUUCCAGAAUCACUGGAUACAGUUAGCUCUAGGUUUAUAAAUAUAAUCCACUAAUAAUACUAACAUAGUUCAUAAGAAAUAUUGUUACAAAUACUUUAACUAAUAUAUAUGGAGAUCUCUCUGAAUUAAAUAAAUAAAUAAAGGCUGUUACUUAACUAAAUGUACAUAUAUAAGUUUAUUUAACAUAUCAAAUUCAAUAAUAUUUAUACUUAAUGUUACUUUUU